AGUUGAGCUGCGCUUUCGCCGCACGGCACCGUGGCCGUGCUAAUUGUUUAACUCAUAACUCGUGAUUAUUUUCUAAUGCUUGAAAUACCCCAAGUAUGUGAGUGAAUUGUAGGUUAAAACCUUAUUCCAAGAAAAUUUGUUGCACGGUAUUGAGCUCAUUAUCAUCAACCUGUCAUUGUCCAUGGGGGCGUCAAAUUGCCCCGGUGCUGUUCACGGGCGCCUGCGGUGACUGCGGUAGCUGUGGUAGAUCGCAGGCUCUCACUACUCACUAGUCAGACAGCAGCAGUGUCAACAUGUCCAACCAGGAGGACCCCGAGAAGGCUCUGGAGACGAUGGAUGAGGACAGCGGCGAGGCCGGGAACGUGACUGCCCAGCUGAUGCGGAACCCGCAGGUGCUGGCCGCGCUGCAGGGCCGGCUGGACGGCAUGGUCGGCUCCCCGUCCGGCUACAUUGAGAGCCUGCCAAAGGUGGUAAAGAGGCGCAUCAAAGCCCUGAAGAAUCUCCAGCUGAAGGCCACAAAUAUUGAGGCCGCAUUCUACGAGGAGGUGCACGCGCUAGAGUGCAAAUACCACAAACUCUACGUGCCUCUCUAUGAACAGCGUAACACCAUCAUCGGCGGCGACUACGAGCCGACCGACGCAGAGUGUGAGUUCACGCUGGAUGACGAGAUCAGUCAGGAGAUGGAGGAUAAGGCCAAGAUCGGCGACGGAGACGCCAAGCUGCACGACAUGGACGAAAACACAAAGGGCAUCCCCGAGUUCUGGCUGACGGUAUGUAAGAACGUCGACCUGCUCUCGGAGAUGAUCCAGGAACACGACGAGCCCAUCCUCAAACACCUGCGAGACAUCAAAGUCAACUUCGCAGAGAGCCCCAUGGGCUUCACGUUAGAGUUCCACUUUUCGCCAAACGAGCACUUCACAAACACCGUCCUCACCAAGGAGUAUUUCAUGAAGUGCAAGCCGGACGAGCGGGAACCGUUCACAUUCGAGGGACCAGAGAUCUACAAAUGCAAGGGCUGCACAAUAGACUGGCAGAAGGGCAAGAACAUCACACUGAAGACCAUCAAGAAGAAACAGAAGCACAAGUCACGCGGCAGCACGCGCACAAUCACCAAGACCGUGCAGAACGACUCCUUCUUCAACUUCUUCAGUCCGCCCGCCGUGCCCGACGACCCGGACGCAGACGUGGACGAGGAAGUUCAGGCCCAGCUGACAGCCGACUUCGAGAUCGGCCACUACAUCCGGGAGCGGAUCGUGCCGCGGGCCGUCCUCUACUUCACCGGCGAGGCGUUGGAGGAGGACGACUACGACGACGAGGAGGAAGAGGAAGAGGACGGAGAGGAGGGCAGUGACGACGACAUGGACGACGAGGAGGACCCCGACUUCGACCCCAAGAAGGUCAAAGGACCCAAGGGCAAGGGCGGCGACCCACAGGAGUGCAAACAGCAAUAGUCUGCACCGCCCGCCGCCCGCCCGCCUGUUCUCAGAGACAUUCUCUCGUCGGCUGCUGCAGCCGCCGCUGUGACGCCGUCGCCCAGCGCGGCAUGUUGAUGUACUUUCUGCGAUAGCUGCCACGCACGCUAGUGUCGGCCGAUAAUAAUAAACUCUGUUCCGUG
Molecule: messenger RNA, 1615 nt
Organism: Amphibalanus amphitrite
Lineage: Eukaryota; Metazoa; Arthropoda; Thecostraca; Balanomorpha; Balanidae
Product: nucleosome assembly protein 1-like 1-B
Exons: 9
Coding region: 294-1451 (385 amino acids)
Biological process (GO): nucleosome assembly
Cellular component (GO): nucleus; chromatin
Molecular function (GO): chromatin binding; histone binding
Source: RefSeq, a predicted model, not a curated record